Aplysia californica (California sea hare) is the source of this 3050-nucleotide messenger RNA. Its product is annotated as protein DD3-3. NCBI's taxonomy places the organism in Eukaryota, Metazoa, Mollusca, Gastropoda, Aplysiida, Aplysiidae. The record is from RefSeq and is a predicted model, not a curated record.
UUUGUGUUCCAAUUUUUUACUUUUAUUAUGAUAAAUACAAAUAACGUUUGCUUUAAUUUUCGUACUACUUCAGUUUGUUUACUAAAUAUCUCAUAGAACAAAAAACCUGUUGGCACCUUUUAAAGUAGCAGACAAGGUACGCGUAAGGAUACUGUUUUCUUUGGCUGUGAAAAGGGACUGACGCGGGUGUCUUGAGAAGUGGGCUGGGAUGAUAAGUGUGUUGCAAGGUCUGUGACUGUGUCGUGGCCAAUACAACACAGUGUCUUGUGAUGCGUGACUCAUGUAUGGAUAUUAAGCUCUCCCCGUCCCCAUAGCAGUGUGUUGAUCUAUUUAUGGUUCUUGAAUAUUGAGCAACCCUUUUCAGGAUAAGUAGAUCCUCAGAACACACUUCCUUCAACUUGUGUCGAGUGUGUUCGACGCGCAAUUCACGAAGUGUCGCAAAUCUUUGUUGUGUUUUGUUUGAAGUUGUGGUGUGAUCUCUGCUGUAUGAUGAGGAGCGACUGACAUUCUAACUGUUGAUAGCUUUCGUUUGAUUAUUUUUGCCCUCUAAACAAAGAGAAAAAAGGAGUAGGUAAUAUUACUGAAGGAUACGGAUAUGAAUGGUGUUACUUCAUCAAUCCUGUGCGCCGUCACAAUUCUGCUGCACCUGGCUGAUGGCGAUAUUUACCUUCACAACCCGAGGGGAAGCAAUAACCGACUGGACGAAAGCUCCAGAGCAAGGGCCAAUGGCAACAACAUUUUCGACUCCCAGAACAACGAGAGAGGAGGUUACAACGUGGGCUCUUUGUUUUACUACCAGGGCUCAACACUGUCCGUAGAAUGGACGAACCAGCACUCGUGCCAUGACACCAACAACCACUGUGAGCUGGUCCUACAGUACAUGUGUCAUGAUAACAUCAGGGAUGGAGUCUCUACCCAAACAAUUCCAACCAAUCCAGCUCUGUGCGCGAACUACAACUGUGACUUGGACCGUAAGUACCGUAUGCACGAGGACUCCUCGCAUUACUUCCAGUGCCUGUACCGACAGAGGAACAAGGGAAUAUUUACCGCAGACCAGAACAUGAACAACAGGGAGAGAGCCCGCAACACCCGACAGAACCCCGCGGGUACGAGGCGCGGCUACGAGUGUCCGGAGGAGAGAGACUACUACCCCUACUGGCACCCUUCCCCAUGGGUGGACAUCGCUGUCAUGACCAACGACGUGUCCCGGUGUCAUUACUACCGAAACGAGAGCCAGAACGUCAAGUCGAAAUGGGACUGUGUCUUCCCCAAAGCUGUCAUGGACAAGUUCAAAGUGAACAGAGUUAACGUGCAGCUUCCUAACAACGAAGAGGACUGUAAGAAGUUUGAGCUCCCAGCAAAAAUCAAGAGCGAUAUACGCAAGCCGCAGUGGGUAGAGUUUCCUGCCCAUGGAGUUGCAGCCCCUGACUGUAGAGAGACGGAUUUCACAAGGGACAACCAUCUGGGAAAUGGCAUCGGAGGUUACCCCAACAUGUUCAACUGGACGAUCCCGAACAAUGUAGAGCAUGAGAACUGCAUCUUGAGGAUAAGGUACAACAUUUCAACUAGUGACUAUGAUGGGUGGACGGCCAAUUCCUCCUUCAACGCAAACCCCCGGAGGAGAAACGAUGGCGCGAAAGUUCCGCUGGCGGACAGAUUUGGCUUCGAGUCGGAAGAAAUUGCCAAAGAGAGAGGCUACAUCUUUAAGAACAAUCCUGUGGUGAACGUUUUUGAUGGACUAGACCUUGACCUGAGGCUAGCCGUAAAUACUGCACAGUUUGGUCGCACUUUUCAAGACAGGUCUCACACAUUUGCCAUCCGCAAACGGCCGGACUGGCUGCAAGGGCAAACUGUCCACAACUUGAACGUCCGCGGAAAACGAGGCAACAUUGUCCAGGUGUACCCAGCUGUGGAGUACGACUUUGUGCCCAAUGACUUAGAAGUGGCUGUUGGUGACUAUGUUCAUAUGCAAUGGACGGGCUCAAACACCAACCCGAGGAACAAUGACGGCCAGGGUCUGGCGGGGACCGAUCGCAACAAUCUCAUUCUUCUCACCGCACAAAAGUUUGCUGAGGGUAGCGGCACAGCGGAUUACAGGGGAGCCAAGCAUGGCCACUACGGAACCAACUACCCCAUGCGUGCGGAGAACUCCACUUUCCUGGGCCUGUCUCAGGAGGAUGCACUCACUCUAGCUUUUCUCGAUCCAGGUCAGUUCCGAGGGGAAGUGUCUGAGCUAGACGACGCAGGAACUUACUUCAACCUGAGCCCUCGCAAAACGACCUCAGCAGGAACCUACCAGUACAUGUGCACUCGGAACAAUAAUUUUUCCAACCGCGACCAGAAAGGGAGAGUGGUCGUGAAUGCGUCUCCUUUUAAGCGAGAAGCCAUCGGGCAAAUGGGAGGAGAGGUUGCUUUAGAUAAUGGAGCCGCGCGCAUGUCAGUGGAAGAGAACACGUUUAGCAGCCUGAAGAACGUGAGGCUGGAGAAGUGGAGCGUGUCCGAGGGAGAGGCCGCCAUGUCACGUGUGAAUAGGGCUCUCGGGGCUGGUGAUGACUACGCUAGUGACUUUGUGGUGUUGCAGCCCGAGAACUUGAUAGAGGAAGGAGACGACGACAAGUUCUUCACCCUCCGCAUCCAGCUCUCCGACGAUUCGGAUGACGUCGACGUCUACUACGCCCCCAGCGACUUCUCCGCGUGGUCGAAAGCCGACGCCCACGUCGGAGGGGGCGUGGCCACCGUGAGAGCGCAGCACGGCGGGGUGUACGUCGCGCGGAGUAAGAGCAACGUGGGCAUGAUUGUUGGGGUUGUUAUAGCGUGCGUUGUGGUGGUUGUGAUUGUGAGUGGUGCCGUGUUUUACUUCCGCAGGAAUCCCACGAAGUGGCAGGCAGUGAAGACGAACUGCAGAAAUGCGGAGAGAUCCAUGAAGAACAAAGUAUAGAAAGUGUUGGGGGGGUUUCAAAGUGUCUUUUCAUGCUCUAAAAUACACAGUUGAAAUUGUCCAAGAUGGCCACAGACUGUCUUAGCACUUUGCCAUCCCAUCUCGCCGAUCG